Molecule: messenger RNA, 5326 nt
Organism: Echinops telfairi (small Madagascar hedgehog)
Lineage: Eukaryota; Metazoa; Chordata; Mammalia; Afrosoricida; Tenrecidae
Gene: SYNJ2
Product: synaptojanin 2
Exons: 26
Coding region: 749-4510 (1253 amino acids)
Biological process (GO): brain development; phosphatidylinositol dephosphorylation; synaptic vesicle endocytosis
Cellular component (GO): presynapse; perinuclear region of cytoplasm
Molecular function (GO): phosphatidylinositol-4,5-bisphosphate 5-phosphatase activity; RNA binding
Source: RefSeq, a predicted model, not a curated record
GGAGGGUCCCCACCACGGAACUGCCACCUGUCUCGUCUGUGGGCUGAGCUAUUGUCUCCCCGCUUCCUUCUUGAGUGGGUGGGAGCGACUCGGCACUGCUGGUGGAGGGGCCCGGCAGAGCUGCGCUGACAGCCGGCUGUGUGCUUCUCUUCCAGCCCCGGAGGAGAAGGACGUGAUUAGAGGGCAGUAUGGGAAGCUCACGGAUGCCUAUGGCUGCCUGGGCCAGCUCACGCUGAAGACCGGGGGCGCCUCCCUGAGCUUCCUGGUUCUGGUGACCGGCUGCACCUCGGUGGGCAGAAUUCCAGAGGCCGAAAUCUACAAAAUCACGGCCACCGAUUUCUACCCGCUGGAGGAAGACGCCAAGGAGGAGGUCCGGCUCUCGGCCCUGAGGAAGACCCUCAGCUCGGGCGUCUUCUAUUUCGCCUGCCCCAACGAAGGCUCCAGCUUCGACCUGACCGUGCGCGCGCAGAAGCAGGGUGAUGACCGCUGUGAGUGCGGCAGUGCCUUCUUCUGGAACCAGCUGCUGCACUGGCCCCUGAAGCACCACCAGGUGAGCUGCUCCGACUGGCUGCUGAAGGUGAUCUGCGGCGUGGUGGCCGUCCGCACCGUGUACGCCGCGCACAAGCAGGCCAAGGCGUGCCUCAUCUCCCGCAUCAGCUGCGAGCGCGCCGGGGUCCACUUCCACACCCGUGGCGUAGACGAUGACGGCCACGUGUCCAACUUCGUGGAGACGGAGCAGACGAUUUACAUGGAUGAUGGAGUGUCGUCUUUUGUCCAGAUCAGAGGCUCCGUCCCGCUGUUUUGGGAGCAGCCAGGCCUGCAGGUUGGCUCCCACCAUCUGAGACUCAACAGAGGCCUGGAAGCCAACGCCCCCGCAUUUGACCGGCACAUGGUUCUUCUGAAAGAGCAGUACGGGAAGCAGGUGGUCGUGAACUUGCUGGGGAGUCGCGGUGGCGAGGACGUCCUCAACAGAGCCUUCAAGAAGUUGCUAUGGGCGUCCUGCCACGGCGCCGACACCCCUAUGAUCAAUUUCGACCUCCGCCAGUUUGCCAAAGGGGGGAAGCUGGGCAGGCUGGAGCACCUGCUGAGGCCCCAGUUGAAGCUGCACUGGGAGGAGUUUGAAGUGUUCGCCAGGGGCGAGAAUGUGAGUCCCUGCUUCCAGAAGGGCACCCUGAGAACCAACUGUCUGGACUGCCUGGACCGGACCAACACCGUGCAGUGCUUCAUCGCCCUCGAGGUCCUCCACCUGCAGCUCGAGAGCCUGGGGCUGCAUUCGAAGCCCAUCGUCGACCGCUUUGUGGAGGCCUUCAAAGCCAUGUGGUCCCUGAACGGGCACGGGCUGAGCAGAGUGUUCACGGGCAGCCGGGCCCUGGAAGGAAAGGCGAAGGUGGGGAAGCUGAAAGACGGCGCCCGGUCCAUGUCGCGCACGAUCCAGUCCAACUUCUUGGAGGGGGUGAAGCAGGAGGCUGUCAAGCUUCUGCUGGUGGGGGAUGUCUGCAGCGAGGAGUCGGCCGACAAGGGCCGCGUGCUCAUGGACAACACCGCCCUUCUGGUGACCCCCAGGAUCCUGAAAGCCAUGUGGGAGCGGCAGUCGGAGUUCACAAAUUUCAAGCGGAUCCGUAUCGCCAUGGGGACCUGGAACGUCAAUGGAGGCAAACAGUUCAGGAGCAACCUCCUCGGGACCGCGGAGCUCACCGACUGGCUGCUGGACUCACCCCAGCUGUCCGGAGCAGCCGGGUCUCAGGAUGACGGCAGCCCAGCCGACAUCUUUGCCGUGGGCUUUGAGGAGAUGGUGGAGCUGAGCGCGGGGAACAUCGUCAAUGCCAGCACCACUAACAGGAAGAUGUGGGGGGAGCAGCUGCAGAAGGCCAUCUCGCGGUCGCACAGGUACAUCCUCCUGACGUCGGCACAGCUGGUGGGCGUCUGCCUGUACAUCUUCGUGCGCCCCUACCACGUGCCCUUCAUCAGGGACGUGGCCAUCGACACGGUGAAGACGGGCAUGGGCGGAAAGGCGGGCAACAAGGGCGCCGUGGGCAUCCGCCUGCAGUUCCACAGCACCAGCUUCUGCUUCAUCUGCAGCCACCUGACGGCCGGGCAGUCGCAGGUGAAGGAGAGAAACGAGGACUACAGGGAGAUCACCCAGAAGCUGAGCUUCCCCACGGGAAGAAGCGUGUUUUCUCACGACUACGUGUUUUGGUGUGGCGAUUUCAACUACCGCAUUGAUCUCACCUACGAAGAAGUCUUCUAUUUCGUCAAACGCCGAGACUGGGAGAAGCUUCUGGAAUUUGACCAGUUACAGCUUCAGAAGUCAAGUGGAAAGAUUUUUAAAGACUUUCAUGAAGGAUCCAUUAACUUUGGCCCCACCUACAAGUAUGACGUCGGCUCAGCUGCGUACGACACGAGUGACAAGUGCCGGACGCCAGCCUGGACAGACCGGGUGCUAUGGUGGCGGAGGAAGCACUCCUUUGAUAAGACAGCGGGAGAGCUGAACCUUCUGGACAACGAUCUCAGUGUCGGCACCAGAGUCCAACACACCUGGUCGCCUGGGGUCCUCUUGUACUACGGCCGGGCAGAGUUGCAGGCGUCUGAUCACAGACCUGUGCUGGCCAUUGUGGAGGUAGAGGUACAAGAGGUUGACGUGGACGCCCGGGAGAGAGUGUUCCAGGAGGUCUCCUCAUUCCAGGGACCCCUGGAUGCCACUGUUGUGGUCAAUCUUCAGUCGCCAACGUUGGAGGAGAGAAACGAGUUCCCCGAGGACCUGCGCGCAGAGCUCAUGCAGACCCUGGGGAACUAUGGGACCAUAGUUCUCGUCAGAAUCAACCAAGGGCAGAUGCUGGUGACUUUCGCAGACAGUCACUCGGCUCUCAGUGUCCUGGAUGUGGAUGGCAUGAAGGUGAAAGGCAGAGCAGUGAAGAUCAGACCCAAGACCAAGGACUGGUUGAAAGGCUUACAGGAGGAGCUCAUCCGGAAACGGGAGAGCAUGGGCCCCAUGUCCCCCACAGCCAAUUCCUGCUUGCUGGAGGAGAACUUUGACUUCACGAGUCUGGACUACGAGUCCGAAGGUGAUGUCCUGGAAGACGACGACGAGGACGAUUUGGUGGAUGAGCUCAACCACUUGGUGGUCUCGGACAGCGAGCUGCUGGGAGAGGACCUUCCCGACAUCCCCGGCUCUACAGCAGUGGCACUCCCCAGCAAGUUUCCUGCACUUACCAAAAAGCCACAGCAGCCAACAUACAAAGAUGACGCAGAGCUGGCGGAGUUACAGCAGGAGCUGGAAGCCGUGGGGGACUGUCACCACCGGUCUCCAAACAGGUCUCUGUCGGUCCCCGGUAGGCCUCGGCCACCUCAGAGACCGCCCCCGCCAACUGGGCUGGUGGUAAAGAAGUCGGUUUCAGACAUGUCCAUCUCCUCCGGCACCCACGGCCAGUACUCGAUUCUGCAGACAGCGAAGCUGUUGCCCGGAGCACCUCAGCAACCACCCAAAGCCAGAACCGGAAUCAGCAAGCCCUACAACGUCAAGCAGCUCAAAACCAGCAAUGCCCAGGAGGCCGAGGCUGCCAUCCGGUGCCUCAUGGAAGCCAAAGCAGGGAACCCGGAAGACGGCCUGAAUGCCAUGGCCCUGAGGGACCCAGGGGCCUCCAAACCAGAGCCCCCAGUGGGGGUGGCCAAGCCGGAGUCCCAGCAGGCGCCCCACCUGCUCCCCCGGCGGCCUGCGCCCAGAGUUCCCGCCAUCAAGAAGCCAGCGCUGAGGAGGACAGGCAAACCCCUGUCGCCAGAAGAGCCGUCUGAGGAACAGCUGGCCCAUUUCACUGCAGGGCCCCCAGAGAUGAGCCUUGAAACCCCUCCUCCAGCUCCUCGAGUCCCCCCCACCCCCAAACCCAGGACAUUCCAGCCUGGGCGAGGUGGUGAGAGGAGGCCAGGCACCGGGAAGCCGGCGUCAGAGGAGAUGCCAGGGGCCAGCGCUUCUGGGUCAGCACUGCUGGAGGUCCCGGCUCCCGUGCCCAAGGUCCCCCCGAGAAGGAAGAAGUCAGCUCCAGCUGCUUUCCACCUGCAGGUCCUGCAGACCCACGGCCAGCUUCUCCAGGGCCUGCCCUGUGGCAGCAGCCUAGACAACUGCCCACCCGGUCCCCUGCCGGGUCUGGGCGCCCUCUCUCCGCAGCCAGGCUUUCUUGGCACGCCAUCUGCCUCAAGCCCAGAGCCCGAUGCCACCAAGGCGGUGAAGUUAGAGACAGCCUCCCUUCGGGGUGAUUAUCAGGAUCCCUUCUGGAACCUUCUCCAUCACCCUCAACUGGCGACUUGUGCCUGGCUUUCCAAGAGCUCUGACCCCUUGGAUUCGGGGGCCAGGAGCUUUGAAAGGGCAGCCAUGGGCCCCCCACAAGUCAUCAAGGCAGCAGUGUUGGAGCCAUUGCCAGCAGACCGCGGGCAGCAGGACCUGGGCAACUGGGUGAUGCUUGGUGACGAGGACCAGAGGACGGCCCUGCAGUUGUUUGAUCCGCUGGCAAAAACAUGACUGAGGGGCUCACACAGCCGCCCCUGAGGACCACGUGUCUCCCUCCCCUGCUGGCGUCACCCCCCAGGAAAAGGUCCUCUUCUUUCGAAUCCUCGCUCUGAAGACAUGCGUCAUAAUGGAGUGCUGAGACAGACCUGUGGGUUUCAGCCCCUCUUGGGUAGCGUAGGGAAACGGUGUCUCUAACUCAUUACAAUGAUUAGUCCACCCUCCAAAGUAUGCUUUCCUCAAGCCUCAUACACCUAAGGUUACCUUCGGGGACCUGGGAGCCCCGCUGCUGAGCCCCAGGGUAUGAGCGUUAGUGGAAAGCCAGCGGUCAGGCUCACGAAGAUCUCACCCGCCAGAUUUAAAUGGUUGCUCCGUUAAUGUGUGUGCGCGGUGUGCCUCUAAUUUUUGUUGCUUUGUGUGUGAUGCAUUUGGAAUAGCUUUGUGGUGGCGCCCCUGAAGGCUGAUGCGUGAAGUACAGAUUCAUUACGUGCAAAGAGAGACAGCUGGGACCACCGAGAGCUGCCUGUGGGCCCCUGAGACCAGGCUAACAACCAAAAUGGAAAUUAGAAGCAGAUCUCUCAGAUGAUUGCCAGCCAGUGGGCUCAAGGGUUGAGCCCUGGAGUGUGUAUGUGUUGGCCAUUGGGGGGCAUCGGACAUUGGCUAGGCCUGAAGCAGUGGUCAGUGGCUGAAUCUCAGCUGGAACUGGUGCAAGGCUCCUACACGGCCUGUUCGAUACCACAUGCCCCGUACCCUGCUAAGGAGCCUGGUGGCGUAGUGGGUUGGGAAUUGAGCUGCUAGUUGCAAGGUCAGCGCUUUGAAACCACCAGCCAC